UGACUCAGCCCUUUUGGAAUGGGGCCCAAGACUGCUUUUCUAACCAGCACUGCAGGUGAUGCUGAACUUCUUUAUACCUUAUGUUUCUUUGUUGGAAGUUAAUAGAACAGGGGAGGCAACUCAGAGACUAGUGCCUUCCCUAAGCCUGUGUCCUCAUGGGUGUAAUUGCAGAGCAACACUAGUACCUACCUCUCUCGGAUGUAUUAGGAGACAGAAAAGAUUAUGCAUCUCAAGCGCUUAGCAUUAGGGCUGUCACCUUAAGGGGAUUUCAGGGGCCCUAAUAACAAUUGGGUGGACUAGCAUUUCAUUUGAAACUCAUUAUUCUCUCCAGUGGAAAAUCAGCUCUGUGCCUGGCUACACGUCUAAUACCUUAGCAUAUUUUCUGUUUCCUAAUGAACUGUUUGGAUCUACUCUUGAAUUCUGAAAUGAACGUAUCACUUUGGCCAUGGGGGAUGGGGAUGACAGGACAUAACUGGUUAAGACAGUUGCAAGCCGCCAUUCCCCCGCCCCUGCCAUCUCCCUUGCUAGAUAAGCGCCAGCUCCCGCUCCCCAGCUGUAUGUAGGCUGCAGGAAGAAGUGCCCUAGUGUAACUGCCUCACAGCCGGAGAAGCCCGAGAUGCGGGGCUGCAAGUUUUCCCUUCUUCCCCGGCCGCUUCCAGACCCGCCACCCACACAGACACACACAAAAGCCCCCUCCCGGUUAGAGACAAAGGGCUUGGACAAAGGUGCGCAUCUGUAGCUCCGGCCGGCGCCAGACGUGCUUUUGCAUUGGUUGCCCUACCAUCCAAUUGGAAAGAAGAGCCAGCACGUCCUAUUUACAUAACUCCUUCCCGUUGGUGGACGGGCGCAGCGGGCCGUCCAAUGGGACGCGAGAGAUUUGGAGCCUUCAUUUGAAUAUAAAGAUGACAAAUAACCCCGCUCUGCCCGCCUAGCCCGUUCAUCCGGGCGCCGUCGCUGCCUCGCCAUGCCGGAGCCUUCGCGCUCGGCUCCGGCGCCCAAGAAGGGCUCCAAAAAGGCCAUCUCCAAGGCGCAGAAGAAGGACGGCAAGAAGCGCAAGCGCGGCCGCAAGGAGAGCUACUCCAUCUACGUGUACAAGGUGCUGAAGCAGGUGCACCCGGACACGGGCAUCUCGUCCAAGGCCAUGGGCAUCAUGAACUCGUUCGUCAACGACAUCUUCGAGCGCAUCGCCAGCGAGGCGUCCCGCCUGGCGCACUACAACAAGCGCUCGACCAUCACGUCCCGCGAGGUGCAGACGGCCGUGCGCCUGCUGCUGCCCGGCGAGCUGGCCAAGCACGCCGUGUCCGAGGGCACCAAGGCCGUCACCAAGUACACCAGCUCCAAGUGAGGCGCGCCGCGGUGCGCCCCGAACCCAAAGGCUCUUUUCAGAGCCACCUCCAAGCUCA
Microcebus murinus (gray mouse lemur) is the source of this 1403-nucleotide messenger RNA. The record is from RefSeq and is a predicted model, not a curated record. NCBI's taxonomy places the organism in Eukaryota, Metazoa, Chordata, Mammalia, Primates, Cheirogaleidae.